Messenger RNA from Phodopus roborovskii (desert hamster), 2152 nucleotides. It is a transcript of the gene Tor1b, whose product is annotated as torsin family 1 member B. NCBI's taxonomy places the organism in Eukaryota, Metazoa, Chordata, Mammalia, Rodentia, Cricetidae. The record is from RefSeq and is a predicted model, not a curated record. Gene Ontology annotation, molecular function: ATP binding; kinesin binding; ATP hydrolysis activity. Gene Ontology annotation, cellular component: nuclear envelope; endoplasmic reticulum lumen; endoplasmic reticulum. Gene Ontology annotation, biological process: nuclear membrane organization; protein localization to nucleus. The transcript is spliced from 5 exons. Bases 48 to 1058 code for a protein of 336 amino acids.
GUCGGGACUGAGUCUGAGCGCGGCGACACUCCUGUCGGCGGCGCGCGAUGGGGCGGAGCAGGGUGUUGGGGUGCUCCGCGGUCCUGUGGGCUCUGCUGGCCGCCCGCAUCGCGGCGGCGGUGGAGCCGGUGAGCAUGGCCAUCGCCAUCGGGGCCGUGUCGGCGCUCACCGGCUUCCUGUCCUACUCCAAAGUGCACUGCCGCUUCACCGAGUGCUGCGAAGAGCAGCAUCCCUUCAGCGCGUCGGCCCUCAAGCUGGACUUGGAAAAGAAGCUGUUUGGACAGCAUCUUGCCAGCGAAGUGAUUCUCAAGGCAGUAACCGGCUUCAGGAACAAUAAAAAUCCCAAGAAAGCACUGACUCUGUCCUUGCACGGCUGGGCUGGUACGGGCAAGAAUUUUGUUAGCCAGAUUGUGGCAGAAAACCUUAACCCAAAAGGCCUGAAGAGUAAAUUUGUUCACCUGUUCGUCUCUACGCUGCACUUCCCUCAUGAGCAGCAGAUAAAACUGUACCAGGACCAGCUCCGGGAGUGGAUCCGAGGCAAUGUGAGCGCCUGUGGCAGCUCCAUCUUCAUCUUUGAUGAGAUGGAUAAGCUGCAUCCCCGGAUCAUUGAUGCAAUCAAGCCCUUCCUAGACUACUAUGAGCAGGUGGAUGGGAUUUCCUACCGCAAAGCCAUCUUCAUCUUCCUCAGUAAUGCAGGCGGGGACCUGAUAACUAAGACGGCCCUAAACUUCUGGCGGGCAGGAAAGAAGAGGGAAGAGAUCCAGCUGAAGGACCUGGAGCCUGUGCUGUCUGUGGGUGUCUUCAACAACAAACACAGUGGUCUGUGGCACAGUGGGCUGAUAGACAGAAACCUCAUCGACUACUUUAUCCCUUUCCUGCCCUUGGAGUACAGACACGUGAAGAUGUGUGUGCGGGCAGAGAUGCAGGCUCGUGGGAUUGCUGUUGAUGAAAACAUUGUCACCAGCGUGGCAGAUGAAAUGACAUUUUUCCCCAAGAUUGAGAAGAUCUACUCAGACAAGGGCUGCAAGACUGUGCAGUCACGGCUGAGUUUCCAUUGAGCUCUUCACCCCAUAGGGUGGGAGGAUUUAGGGGAGCCUUCUGCUCCUCCAGGGCCUUGCCUUGCCGAAUCACUUUGGAGACCUCUCUUAGGGCUUUACGUUUGAACCUGUGGACUCUGGGGAUGCUGUCAGUGCUGCAUGGCAGCGGCUGAAGGCAAACUUUUAGAACCCUUAGAGUGUUAAUGUGAAUCAAGUGCCUAGAAACACAGUGCCAAUGGUACCCAUGCCUCAGAUACCACUAAUGGGCUAUAGCACCAUUGCAACUUUGGGGAACCAGAUUUUUCCUUCCAGGAACACCCACCUCAGCUGGAAGUUUGCAGAAGCAGAUGCUGGUCUCUGAGGGGAGCAUGUGGACAUGACCUUGGCUGAACUGUUAGUGUGAACAGUAGGGACCCCGUCUGAGGCCCUUGUAGCACAGUUACACAGAGCCUUUGAGGCUAUACUCCACCUUAGCUGCUGCUCACAGCCCUGCCUUUGGAGUUCUCUCGCCUGUCUCCCACUGUAUGGAUUGUUGCCUGCCUUGGACCAUGUCUCUUGAACUGUUAAGAUUCACCCCAGCCUCAUCCCUGGUCAUGUCAGAAUGGAACCAUCAGCUUUGAAGGUCUGUUACCCUUACUCUGAAGGCUGUUCAGCACCAGUCUCAUGCAUAGGAAGAGUAAGCGCUAGGCCAGGGCUGGCUAGGCCACACACCAGAGAUGCUGGGGUUUUUAAGGACAUGUAUAUUUUUAAAACAUGUUUUUUACUUCUGUUAGGUGAUAAAAGUAUAAGGAUGCCAUGUGUUUUAAAACCUAGGAAGCACCAGGUGGUGGUGGUGCACACUUUAAUCCAGCACUCCGGAGGCAGAGGCAGGUGAAUCUCUGAAUUUCAGACCAGCUUGGUCUACAGAGUGAGUUCCAGGACAGCCAGGACUACACAGAGAACCCCUGUUUCAAAAACCAAAACAAAAACCUAGGAAGGACAUAAAAUAGACUAAUCUCAGGUUUUUAUUGUUGCUGGAUAUGGGAAACAAAGCCCAUGAUCCUAGCAGGAAGAUCAGGACUCAGGGUUCCUCCACUAUGUUGUGAGUUUGAGGUCAGCCUGAGCUGCAUGUAACU